Microtus ochrogaster (prairie vole) is the source of this 4665-nucleotide messenger RNA. It is a transcript of the gene Septin3, whose product is annotated as septin 3. Bases 322 to 1443 code for a protein of 373 amino acids. The record is from RefSeq and is a predicted model, not a curated record. NCBI's taxonomy places the organism in Eukaryota, Metazoa, Chordata, Mammalia, Rodentia, Cricetidae. Gene Ontology annotation, molecular function: GTP binding. The transcript has 11 exons.
UGGCUCGGGAGCAGCGGGAAGGGGAGGGGCCCUCGGCGGGGCCGGCAAGCACGCGGGUCACGUGGUGCCGGUGGCAGCGGCAGAAUCGGUGCGCGCGGGCAGGGGCGGCUCGGCGCCGAGCAAGCGGAGGCGAGGUCCCGGGUGGGCGCGGGGCGCAGGGGAGGCACGGCCGGGUGGCUGGUCGGGCGGGUAGGCGGACGGCGCCGAGGGGCGAGGCCCGGCUGCAGGGGCCGCUUGGCCCAGAGGGAGCCCGCGCCCGGCUCAGCCUUGCAGCCCCGCGUCCUGAGCAUCUCCCAGAGGACCCGAGACAAAGGAGGAUUCAUGUCCAAAGGGCUCCCAGAGGCCAGGACGGACACAGCUAUGUCAGAGCUGGUACCCGAGCCCAGGCCUAAGCCGGCGGUGCCCAUGAAGCCGGUCAGCAUCAACUCCAACCUGCUAGGCUACAUCGGCAUCGACACCAUCAUCGAACAGAUGCGCAAGAAAACUAUGAAGACUGGUUUUGACUUCAACAUCAUGGUCGUUGGCCAGAGUGGACUGGGCAAGUCGACGCUGGUCAACACACUCUUCAAGUCCCAAGUGAGCCGAAAGGCCUCCAGCUGGAACCGGGAGGAGAAGAUCCCUAAGACAGUAGAGAUCAAAGCCAUUGGGCAUGUGAUAGAGGAAGGUGGUGUCAAAAUGAAGCUGACAGUCAUUGACACGCCAGGCUUUGGGGACCAGAUCAACAACGAAAACUGCUGGGAGCCCAUUGAGAAAUACAUCAAUGAGCAGUAUGAGAAGUUCCUGAAGGAAGAGGUGAACAUUGCCAGGAAGAAACGCAUCCCUGACACCCGUGUCCACUGCUGCCUUUACUUCAUCUCCCCCACAGGACACUCCUUACGACCGCUUGAUCUUGAGUUCAUGAAACACCUCAGCAAAGUGGUGAACAUCAUCCCGGUCAUUGCCAAGGCUGACACCAUGACCCUGGAGGAGAAGUCUGAAUUCAAGCAGAGGGUUCGCAAAGAGCUUGAAGUGAACGGCAUUGAGUUCUACCCUCAGAAAGAGUUUGAUGAGGACUUGGAGGACAAGACAGAGAAUGACAAAAUCAGGGAGAGCAUGCCCUUCGCUGUGGUGGGGAGUGACAAGGAGUACCAAGUGAAUGGCAAGAGGGUCCUCGGCAGAAAAACCCCGUGGGGGAUCAUUGAAGUGGAAAACCUCCACCACUGUGAGUUUGCCCUGCUUCGAGACUUCGUCAUCAGGACUCAUCUCCAGGACCUCAAAGAAGUCACCCACAACAUCCAUUAUGAGACUUACAGGGCCAAGAGGCUCAAUGACAACGGAGGCCUCCCUCCGAACAAAAAGCUGUGCGCCUCACUCAAGAGGUCUGGGGAAGGUUUUAUUUUAAAAUGCUGGGAGCAGGUGAGCCACAGGCAACCCUUUCUUUCUUCUGACCCACCCACAAACUGAGGCUACAAGUGUUCUUCACGGACAGGUGGCUGAGUUAGCCCAUGGUGGGGUGCGGGGGUUUGGAACAACCUUCGCUGUAAGUUGAGGUGGCCUGGACUUCUUGACAGAGGAAAGAAAGGUCAUGGGGAACAGGGAAGAAUGCUGGGGGGGGGCAGUUCCUGCAGAAUUAGUGCCUGGAAAUGGAGCUCCACCCUUGGGUCUACGUCAAGGCCACAAUCAACACCACCACCAUGCUGCAGACCACUGCUUUCUAUGCUCGCCUUGCCCAUGUUUGCAGCCUGGCUGGUUGUCUCCUCUUCCCGAUCUCCCACUCCGCCUCCUUUGCCUCCUUUCUUCAUAAAUUCCUACCUCCUCCAUCUCUCCUGCCUGUCUCUGACCUUUCACUUCCUUUUAGAGUAAUCUGUUAGCUUCAUUUCCAUAUUUAGAAAUCAUGCCCAGCCUACUUCCUAAAUUGACAUUCUGUCGCCCUAAAAUAAGGUUACAGCUAGAGGCUGAAGAGAUGCCUCUGUGCUUAAGAGCAACUUCCGCUCUUGCAGAGGACCCAGGUUCGGUUCCCAGUACCUACCUGGCAGCUCACGACUGCACUGAGUGACUCCAGCUGCAGAAGCUCAGACGCCCUCUUUUAACCUCCACAAGCCUGGCAUAUAGAUACAAACGUGGAGACGAACUCUUAUAUGCAUAAGAUAAAAAAUCAAUAAAUAUUCAAAAAAUAAAGUCACAAGUAAAAGCAUGGGACGAUACACACUGAGAUGGCCAGAGAAAUCAGAGCUAUAGGGAAGAGAGGAGCCAAUUUCUGCAGCUGAGCACUGAAAUCUGCCCUGAACUCGGGAGUAGCCUAGGGAAAAGGGGAACUUGGCUGCCUGCUCCGUGUUCUGUUCAAGGAAACAAACACUGGUCAAGUGAGGCAGCAGCUUUUGGGUGGAGGACAUGACAUUUUUUUAAAACUAAUUUUGAAGCACCAGAAACAAUAUAUAGAAUUUUUUAGGGACCCAGGGCUUCAGAGACAAAUUCUAGGACACAGUUCCCUUUCUCUAGAUCCUUCUAUGUUAAGAUGGCUUUUCUGUGGCUUCGCCUCAUGUAAACCUCACUUCUGUUCGCAUUUGUCUGUCUUCCUUUGCUUCUCCCUCUCCUCCCGACCCAGUUUCCCCGUCUUCCGAUCCUCUAGAUACUCCCAGGAACAUCCAUAACCAUACAUUUAGCUUUCUCUUGCCCUUUUCCGGAGCCCUGUAGUUACGCACAUGUCCACUGCUCCUUGCACACAACAAGUUCUUCUUCCCGUGGUUUCUAAGGCUGCUUUAAGGAAAACAGCUUAGCCUUAGGAAAGGGAAGAGACUAGGGAUUCUGUUUACCACUGCUCUUAUGUGCUAUCCCAUCUCCUGGUCCAGCCUGGGUAUUUGACUGGUCCUCACUGAAUGCCACCGUUUAGAGUCACAGUCCUUUAUCACUCAGGCGCUAGGAGAAACAAAAGAGAUGGAUCCCAUGAUUCAGUGGACCAAGUGAAGGAGGAGGGAAUGAUCAGAUCAUGUGACCCCAGUCCUAUGGUCUUAGCCUUUCCUUAGCUCUACCUAUCUAGCCCUCAUUCCUCAUCUCAUUUUCCCGUAAGUUACUCCAAAGUCGGCACCUGUCAGCUAGAGCGGGAGCAGUGUUCUGGAGCUCCGUGGCUACUCCAGUGAGGUCACCUAGGGCCAGCAGGGAUCAGGAGGGUGGGCACUGGAUAGUUGGAUAGGCGAAGUAGCAGAAUGGUGCCUGACCCCUCGUUAAGCUAUGGAUGGUUUCGCUCUCCCUGGAGAAGCUGUUUUGAUGUGCUUAUUGCAAGCUGCUGGUCUCCACGCCCUCAACCGUUCUCAACUCCCCUUGCAGGGAGAAGGCCUCCUGGGCACUGUCCUUCCACCUGUGCCAGCUACCCCCUGUCCCACUGCUGAAUGAAGGCCAUUUCAAGCGCUGCUUCUCCCUCAUUCCUUCCAGCUGCUCUUGCUGCAGGGCCAAGCCCCCUUUAAUGCUGUGCUUGUCCAGCCCGCCACCACAACCCCUCUCAGCCCUCAGCAGGUGGGAGGGGCCGGCUGCCUCUUUAGGACCAGUAGCUUCCUCCAUUUAGCCAAACAACUCCUCUCCUCCUACUGGAACGGAGUUCCUGCCAGCCAGCAUUGCCCUGCUCCAUCGUCUGUCAGCAGCCCCAGCCCAUGUGUAGAGAGAAGGAACUCAUCGAGAGCUUCUCCUGCCCUUGCAAGCCCAUUCCAGCGACUUGUAACCAUCUCCAAGGGAACCGGCAUUGCUCCCUAGCCAUUCAUCUGCAUGAGUACUCUUCUUGGCUCCCUUAAACGGUCAAGAAAGCGAUUUUUUUCUGCUUGUCAGUCAUUGAGGUCAGCUGUGUGAGCCCCCAUGUGGGACAAGGGUGUCUCCUUCAUUGCUUAAAGGUAUAAGGGUGAUUCAUUACAGAGAUUGGGGAGCAAGAGGGCUAGCGUCACUUAAAUCACCACUGGUGUCUGGCCCAGUGUGUGUAUAUGUGUGUGUGCGUGCGUAUGUGCGUGUGUGUGUGUGUAGACAACCUCUUUACCCGCCCCCCCCCCAAAUGUGGCCAUUUGGGAAGUGAUUUUCCUGAAAAGAAGUUGCUGGGUUUGACUUCCUAUUCCCCAAACAACAACAAGGCGGGGGGGAGUGAAUUAAACACACACAUGAACCACCCCAAACCCACAAGCUAUACACUCUAGGCGGGAAAAUAGCACCCUUUUGUACAUUUAGCAAUAAGAGGGAUCUCUUCCCACCUACCCCGAGCAUUCCAGCGCCCAUCUCCCACCCUGUUAAUGUGAGCAGUGCAUUAGCCUGACCACAGGUGGUCGCUUUGGGCUAAUGAAAAAUUCUCGACGGAGGGCAAAGCCCCCAACAGAUGCAUGAAUGUUUGCGAAUGUCGGCUGCCACUGCCCCAUACAUUGUGUCUUUAUAGAAACCCUCCCUUGGCCACCUCCCCUGCCAUCUCCACCUGGUACAACUUGCUCAAAGGCUGGUGAUUUGUGGGCCAUUCAUCUACAAGUCCUGAUGGAACAAGAGGCCCAAGCCUAGGGGAUGCAGGAAUGACCCAUUUUUAAAAUGUUAUUAGUCCCAACCAAUGUUUUGGUGAUAUUCCAGUUGAAUUUCCCAAUUGAAAACAAGCCAACAGACAUUCAGACUGGUCAUGUAAAUGUUGCUAGCCUGUUGUACAACUAAACAUUGCUGUUUGAACAAUAA